This is a messenger RNA of Knipowitschia caucasica, 729 nucleotides long. Lineage: Eukaryota; Metazoa; Chordata; Actinopteri; Gobiiformes; Gobiidae. The record is from the annotation of a GenBank genome assembly.
AUGGAUCAGACGUUGCUGCUCUCCGUGCUGCUGAGUCACCUGUGUUGGUCAGUGUCUCUGGACCUUCAGUACCACUUUAUAGAUAAGAAGAUGUCGUGGUCUGAGGCUCAGAGUCACUGCAGAGAGCAGCACACAGACCUGGCCUCAGUGAACAACAUGAAGGACCUGAAGAACCUGAAGGCUGCUGCAAACGGACGCACGGACGCCUGGAUCGGACUUCAUCAAACCAGUGACAAACUCACAGACAGGAAAUGGCACUGGUCUCAGCCCCCAGUCAGAUACAAGGAAGGAGAUGCUCCGUGGAGAUCUGGGGAACCUAAUGAUGAAAGAGAACCUGAAAACUGUGGCACAAUGGACAGUGAUGGCCUUUGGAAUGAUUCUCCCUGUUAUUAUCCACGUGACUGUUUUUUCUGCUACAACGCACUGGGAGCCGAGGGCCGAUGGGAGAGCGACGACUGUGGACUAAAGAAAAGCUUCAUCUGUGAAGAAGGUCCAAAGAGAAAAAAGACUUUGGUGAAAAUAAAAAUGUCCUCACCAGUGGAUCCCAACGACUUCAGCUCUGAAAUAUUGCAACAGCUGCAAGAACAGUUUAAAGCAAACAACCUGGGAGACGUCAAACUGACCUGGAAGAAAGACGAAAACCAACGGGUUUUCAAAAAGCAAAAAUCUUCCACAAAGAAAAAAUCUUCCUCAAAGAAAAAAUCUUCCUCAAAGAAAUCGGAACUUUAA